AAGACGACCCCCGCAAGACGUCACGAUCUCGGGUGUAUUUUAGCAGUAAAACCCCUUCCUUUCAUCUUUUCCGCCGUGUGAACAUCCAGACCAAAAGCACCCCUCUUCCUCACAGGCACAAGCUUUUCGUCACUUUCAAAAGCAAAUUAAAGACAUGUUAUACCAGCUCCUGGGGACGGCGAGCAAGGGGGGAAGGGCAGCUCGCAGGUUAUUCCAAGGAAGACCUGCUCUCAGGAUGGAAGGCUCGCGACCCAGCUCAGAUAUGGCCAAAUUUCGUGAAUAUUUCGCCAAGGCCAAGCAUGUCGUUGUGUUGACAGGUGCCGGAGUAUCUGCAGAAUCGGGCGUCCCAACCUUUCGAGGAGCCGGAGGAUUUUGGCGGACUUGGCAGGCUCAGGAUCUGGCCUCUCCCCACGCGUUCCGAGCAAAUCCGUCGUUGGUGUGGGAGUUCUACCAUUACCGCAGGGAGGUGAUGAGUACGAAAGAGCCUAACCCUGCACACAUAGCCAUUGCAGAAGCAGAAAAACGUCUUACUGCAGAAGGUCGCCGACUGGUUGUCAUAACCCAGAACAUAGACGAGCUCCACCGGAGAGCUGGAUCCAAAGAAAUCCUAGAGCUCCACGGAUCGCUGUUUCGUACUCGCUGCACCAACUGCCUUGAAAUUUUGGCCAAUAGGGACAGUCCUAUUUGUGCAGCGCUGGCAGGAAAGGGAGCUCCUGACCCGAAAGCUGAGGAUGCCAGAAUUUCGGAAGCAGAUUUACCGAGAUGCAAGUCAUGCUCUGGGCUGCUGAGACCAGAUGUAGUAUGGUUUGGUGAAGGCCUAGAUCCAGUAGUGUUGGCAAAGACAGACAGAGAGCUGGAUUCCUGUGACCUUUGCUUGGUGGUGGGCACCUCGUCCAUUGUCUAUCCAGCAGCCAUGUUUGCACCCAGUGUUGCCAGCCGAGGGGUUCCUGUGGCUGAGUUCAACCUGGAAUCCACACCCGCCACCGAUGCUUUCGGGUUUCAUUUUGAAGGACCAUGUGGCACAACACUUCCUGUUGCACUUGCACCAUAGUUAAGAAACUGAAUGAUAUAGUUUUUGUCCAUCAGUAUAUAAAUUAUCCACAAGCAGUAAUGGCCUGUGAUACUGCAUAUUACACAGCCAUAUAGGAAACAUUGUUCAGUACAACAUGACACGGAUCCAUCUAAGGUCAAUAUAAUUAUAGAAACUUUUGAUCCAGGGUUCCAUGUAGUGAGUCACUAGGCACUGGAUUCCUCCCACCAGGACAAUACAUGCGUCUUCCCUCCAAUGUGCCCAUGAGCGGAAAGACUAAAUAGAGAGCACUGCAUGCUAUCCCACCUGGAAACCUACAUAUCUCAUCCAUGGUAGAAAAAUGGCAUAAAUACCCCCUUGAAGGUUAUUGUAACUUGAUAUACCUAUUUCAGCCUCUUGUGCUCUACUCAUGUUGUUGGCUUGGAUUGUAUUUUGUUUUAUUUUUAAUGGUUUUACUCUUUUGAGACUUGCCAUUUCCCAAUUUUAUGAGUGUGAAGGAUAUGGAUAAAUCAUGGCUAGACUAAUGUUUUAUAUAUUGUUCUGUUGCUCCAUUUGAGGGGAAAAGGUGAAUAAAAUACAGAGCUCUGCUGAGGUACACGAGUAUAUUCUGGAGGAGUGUACAACACUACUGUUGCCAUAAGGGUUACAUAUGUAUGCAAUAUAUGUUGAGGGAUAUGUUAUUAAUAUUUUAAUAUGAAAUAAAUAGAACAUAUAAUUAUAAAUAAGAUAAUUAUGGUUGAUCAUAGGACAACUAAAGAACUGAUUUUUAUAAGUUUGCUCUAUUUGUGAAUAAAUAUAUAGUAUUUUG
Messenger RNA from Penaeus indicus, 1838 nucleotides. RefSeq names its product NAD-dependent protein deacylase sirtuin-5, mitochondrial-like. The transcript has 6 exons. The record is from RefSeq and is a predicted model, not a curated record. Gene Ontology annotation, cellular component: nucleus. Lineage: Eukaryota; Metazoa; Arthropoda; Malacostraca; Decapoda; Penaeidae. The coding region runs from base 155 to 1051 and encodes 298 amino acids. Gene Ontology annotation, molecular function: NAD+ binding; histone deacetylase activity, NAD-dependent; protein-succinyllysine desuccinylase activity.